AUGUAUGAUGUUCAGAUAGAGAAGAUGAUGAAGAUGAUUCUUUUGAUCUACCAUAUAACUGUGAGACAGACAAAUCAGACGCAGGUGACAGAAUUCCUCCUUCUGGGACUCUCUGAUGACCAGCACACCCAACAGCUGCUUUUCACCUUAUUCCUGGGUGUCUACCUGGUCACCGUGCUUGGAAAUCUGCUUCUCAUGUUCCUUAUUCAGGCUGACUCUCAGCUUCAUACACCCAUGUAUUUUUUUCUCUGCGAUCUCUCUCUGGCUGACCUCUGUUUCUCUACCAACAUCGUUCCUCAAGCCCUAGCCCCCCUGCUCUCCAGAAGGAAAGUGAUUUCGUUCACAUGCUGUGCAGCUCGGCAUCUGCUGUUCCUCGUUUUCGGGUGUACACAAUGUGCCCUGUUGGCGGUGAUGGCCUGUGAUCAACAGGUGACUAUCUGCAACCCUCUGCGUUACCCUAGCACCAUGACCCUGCUGGCUGCAGGAUCAUGGACCAGUGGCAUUCUGGUGUCUGUGGUGGACACCACCUUCACACUAAGGCUGCCCUAUCAAGUCAGCAAUAAUAUUACUCAUUUCUUUUGUGAGGCCCCUGCAAUUUUGAUCCUGGCAUCCACAGACACCCACACUUCAGAGAUGGUCAUUUUCCUCAUGGGGGUUGUGAUUCUCCUCAUACCGGUUUCUCUAAUCCUGGUAUCCUAUGGCCGCAUCAUAGUGACUGUGGUCAGGAUGAGGUCAGCUGAGGGCAAGCUCAAGGCAUUCUCAACCUGUGGCUCCCAUCUCGUGGUGGUCAUCCUUUUUAAUGGGUCAGGAAUUGUCACCUACAUGACACCAGAGUCUCACAAAGAACAGGAAAAGCUGGUAUCUGUGUUCUAUGCGAUGGUGACACCCAUGCUUAAUCCCCUCAUCUACAGCCUGAGGAACAAGGACGUGAAGGGAGCUCUGAGCAAAGUAGCCACAAGGAAUUUCCCAUGCAGGUUUGGAGUUUUCCACUGACACUGAGAACCUCCU
This is a messenger RNA of Odocoileus virginianus texanus, 1008 nucleotides long. Lineage: Eukaryota; Metazoa; Chordata; Mammalia; Artiodactyla; Cervidae. The record is from RefSeq and is a predicted model, not a curated record.